Tachyglossus aculeatus (Australian echidna) is the source of this 6822-nucleotide messenger RNA. It is a transcript of the gene HIVEP3, whose product is annotated as HIVEP zinc finger 3. Gene Ontology annotation, biological process: regulation of transcription by RNA polymerase II. Gene Ontology annotation, cellular component: nucleus. Bases 1 to 6822 code for a protein of 2273 amino acids. The transcript is spliced from 12 exons. The record is from RefSeq and is a predicted model, not a curated record. NCBI's taxonomy places the organism in Eukaryota, Metazoa, Chordata, Mammalia, Monotremata, Tachyglossidae. Gene Ontology annotation, molecular function: DNA-binding transcription factor activity, RNA polymerase II-specific; zinc ion binding; RNA polymerase II cis-regulatory region sequence-specific DNA binding.
AUGGAGCCGGAACCCGGCCGCCAGGGCACCGAAGCCACCGCGUCCGAGCCACGUCCCCGACAGCGGCUUCCCCGGGGCGGGGACGAGGCCCCGGCCAGCGGCUCGCCCUCGGCCCUGCCCCAGGGCAGCCCUGCCGCCUCCCCAGGACAGCCACUGCCCAACCCUCCGCCCCCCGGGCCCUUCCCCGGGCCCUCCCCGCUGUCCCGGGAGGGGGCUCAGGAGCAGCCCGGCCCCCAGCUCCCGCCCCCGCCCCCGCCCCCGCCCGGCCCCGCGUUCAUGGCUCCCGGCGCCCCGGCGGGGCCGGCCUGGCCGCUGGUGGACCCGGCGAGGCCGGAGGGCUCGGGCUCCUUUCCGCACGGCCAGCUGCUCCCUGCUCGCCCGCCGCUCCUGCCCGCCGGGGACCCGCCGGCCCUGCCGAAGGCCUUCGUGCCUCGCCCGGCGCAGGCCGGCCCCCGGGCCCCCGAGGACGGGCCCCGCAAGGAGAAGAAGCCCCCGAAGCCCGGCAAGUACAUCUGCCAGUACUGCAGCCGGCCGUGCGCCAAGCCCAGCGUCCUGCAGAAGCACAUCCGCUCGCACACCGGGGAGCGGCCCUACCCCUGCGGCCCCUGCGGCUUCUCCUUCAAGACCAAGAGCAACCUCUACAAGCACCGCAAGUCCCACGCCCACCGGAUCAAGGCGGGGCUGGCCGCGGGCGCCGGGAUGCACCCGCUGGACGCGGAGGCGGAGCGGGCCGGAGGGGAGGACCUGGAGGAGCCCUCGGAGGGGGAGAGCAGUGACUCGGAGGAGGAGGCGGCGGCGGCGGCGGGGGUGGCCGACCCCGCCACGCGGCCCGGACCCCGCUUCCCGCCCGCGGGCCUGCGAGGCGGGCCCCAGGUCCACGCCCGCGAGGCCCAGCCCCCCGAGGGCGGCGCCCCGGGCGGGGAGGUCCCCGCGGAGCCCCCGCCGGCGGCCCCCAGGCCCGAGGACACCCACUCCAUCAAGCAGAAGCUGGCGUUGCGCCUGAGCGAGCGCAAGAAGGCCGUGGACGAGCAGGUGGUGUUCCUGAGCCCCGGCAGCAAGGGCAGCACGGAGUCGGGCUACUUCUCCCGCUCCGAGAGCGCCGAGCAGCAGCAGACGCCGCAGCUCAGCCCGCCCGGCGCCAGCGCCAGCGCCAAGUCCUACGCCGAGAUCAUCUUUGGCAAGUGCGGGCGCAUGGGCCAGCGGGGGCCGGCCGGGCUGGCGGGGGGUCCGGCCCCCGCCCCCGGGGCCGUCGACGACAAACCGGGCUUGGGGCCGCCGCCGCCGCCGCCCCUCUCGGUGCCGCGCACCCAGGUGAUCGAGCACAUCACCAAGCUCAUCACCAUCAACGAGGCGGUGGUGGACACGAGCGCCAUCGACAGCGUCAAGCCCCGGCGCAGCUCGCUGUCCCGGCGCGGCAGCCUGGAGGCCCCGAAGCCCGGCGCCCUCCGAGCCGCCCCGAAGCCCGAGCCGCUCCCGCCGCUGCCCUCGCCGCUUCCCCCGCACGGCCACCCCGAGGCCGCCCCGCUCCUCCGCAGCCACUCGCUGCCCUCGGCCGGCUGCCCCCGCAGCGUCCCGCACGCCUUCCGCGGCAGUUACUCCUUCGACGACCGCGUCGCGGCCUCGAGCGCUCCGCGCCGCGGCUCCUUCUCCCACCCGCGCACGCUCAAGCGGCAGCCCGCCUUCGAGCUGCCCCCGGGCGGGGAGUCGGGCCCGGAGGAAACGGGCGGCGGAGGAGGGCCGGGGAGCAGCGGCGGAGGACCCGGGACCAGCGGCGGCAGCGGCGGCGGCGGCGAGCCCGGGGGCGAUGGCGAGCCGGGGGGCGACGGUGGCGGGCCGGCCGGAGGCGAGGGAGCCCGCAGAAGCCGCAGGGGCGGGCGCGCGCGGGGGCUGCCCCACCAGUGCCACGUCUGCGGCGCCCGCUACAAGAAGAAGGACAACUUCAAGGCCCAUAAGAAAUACUACUGCCCGGAGCUGCCGCCGCCGCCGCCCCGGCCGCCGGCCGCCCCCGGCUUCCCAGACCCCGUCGGCCGGCCGUCGGGGCCACCGCCACGGCCGGGCGCCGCCCCGGAGCUCGUCCCGCUGCGGAAGCGCCGCAAGGAGAAGAGCCUGGGCGACGAAGAGGACCCCCACGUCGCGCCCCGCUUCCAGCUGGCGCAGCUUCACCCCGCGGGGAUCGGGCCCGGCAGCGCCUUCGCCCGGCCCGCGCCCUCCGCCUCGGCCCCCGCCCCGGCCCCGGCCCCCGCCCCCGGUCCGGCCCGCGCCCCGGCCGAGCCCGGGCCGCCGGAGCCCGGCCGGGACCGCCGGCCCGCGGCCAAAGAGAUCUCGGUCAUCCAGCACACCCGCUCCUUCGAGAAGGCCGAGGCGCCCGAGCGUCCGGCCGCGGGGGAGGGCGCCGAGCGGCCGGCCGCGAGCCUCGGCCCGCAGCCCCGGCUGGUCCGGCAGCCGCACAUCCAGGUCCCCGAGAUCCUGGUGACCGAAGAGGAGCCCGAGCGGCCGGCGCGCGCGCCCGAGCCCCCGCCCCCGCCCCCCGCCCCGGACCCCGAGCGGCCCGAGCGGCCCGACCGCCCGGCCGAGGAGUUCCAGUGGCCCCAGAGGAGUCAGACGCUGGCGCAGCUGCCCGCCGAGAAGCUGCCGCCCAAGAAGAAACGGCUGCGCCUGGCCGAGCUGGCGCAGUCCUCGGGCGAGUCCAGCUUCGAGUCCGGCUCCCUGCCGCGUAGCCCCAGCCAGGAGAGCAGCGUGUCCCACGGCUCCAGCCGCUCGGCCUCCUUCGAGCGGGACGAGCCCCCCGAGGGCGCCCCCAAGCCCUUCGGCUCCCACAUGCUCACCGUGCCCGGCCCGCAGCCCCCGCGGUCCCUGCCCCCGGCCCCCGCGCGGGAGAUGCGGCGGUCGGCCUCCGAGCAGACCCCCGACACCGCCCACACGUCCCGGGUGGCCGAGGCGCGCAGCAAGUCGUUUGACUACGGGAGCCUGGGCCUCCUGGUGCGCCAGGCGCCCCUGAGCCAGCCGCCCGAGCCCGAGCCCGAAGCCGCCGUCCCCCGCGGCCGCCCCGACGCCGAGGCCCCUAAGCCGCCGCCGCCUCCUCCGCCGCCUCCUCCUCCGCGCGACGAGCCCUACCCGCCGCCUCCGGGCCCCCUCUUCUCCUUCCGGCCCCUCGGCCCGCAGCCGGGCCCGCCGGUGGGGCUCUUCUCCGCCCCGGCCGCUUCCGACCUCCUCUCCGCCCCCUACCCGCUGGCCCCGCUGGGCCCCGCCCUGUUCCCGCCCCCGCCCCCGCUUCUGCACCCCGGGCCCCUCCCGCUGCCCCAUGUGCCCCAGCUUCUGCCCCCCAACGCCGGGGCCGCCUUCCAAGCGCCGCCGCCCGCCCCCCACCCGUUACUGCCCGGAACCGGCGACCCCGGCUCCUCGCCCUUCCCUCCGGGGUUCUUCCUGCCUCUCCCGGGCCCCUUUACCCUCCGGCUGCCCGGAGACGCCGGCAGCCCCCCGCCUCCGCCCCCGCCGCCGCCGCCGCCCCCGAGGAAACCCAGCCCGCCCUCUCCGGUGGGGGCCGGGACGCUGCCCCCCGGGGCCGCAACCAGCUGGCAGCACGUCGGAGGCCGGCCUGGCAGCCCCCCGGGGUCGGGCCCGGGGCCGCCGGGUAGACUGAUCCCCCCGGGCCUCGCGGGGCCCCUGGCCGUCCCCGUCCGGGCCCAGGCCAGCGUGCCGAACUACGGGAGCGUCGUGUACACCACUCUGUCCCAGAGCCGGGCGCCGCGGGGCCUGGUCCUGGGCGGCCCGGGCCCUGGGCUCCGGCUCCCAGCGGCCGGCCUCGGCCCAGGCGGUGGUGGCGGCGGCGGGGCCCUGCCGGGGAGGGUGGCCGGCCCCGGGCUGGAUCCGGUCCCGGCCUCGUUCCUGCGGGUGCCCGAGCGGAGAUGCCCCGCCACCCAGCCGCCGGGAGCCGUCCUGGGUCCGGAGCCCGGUCCGGCCUCCGUGGGGGGCAGCAAGCGCCUGCUGUCGCCGGCCGGCAGCCUGGAGCUGGACCUGGAGCUGGACGCCGAGGCCCGGCAGCAGAAGCGAGUGAAGGAGGAGGGCGCCGGGGUCGGGGCCCAGGCGAUGCUGGGGCCUCCCGAGCCGGGCGGCGGCGGCGGCGACAUCGGGUCGCGGCCGGGAACGGCCGCUCUGGAGGAGGGCCGGGACCCGAGCCGAGGGGCCUCCGACCGGCCCCCGCCCCUUCCCCCGCCCGACCCGGCGGACCCCGGCCCGUUCGAGAGGGAGGCGCCGCUCCGCCCACAAGAGUCCUCGGGGACAGCCGAGCCCCCACGGCCGAGCCCGCCCGGCUCCCUGCCCCCGGCCGGCUCCCUACCGGCCCCGGCCCCCGCCCCCGCCUCGCCGGCCCCUCCCGGUCCCUCGGGCCCCGGCGCCGAGGAAAGGGCCUGGCCCCCGGGGCUGCACACCGCCACGAGCGUCUGCUGGUGCUACUUGGACCGCGCUCUGCCGAGCCCCUCGCCGCGGGCCUCGCGGCGGGCCUCGCUCUCUGCCGCCUGGUGCAUCGGCCUGUACAGCCCCAACCCGCCCGGGGUGUCCACAAGGACGGCGCUGGCCCUCCUGCGCUCCCGCCAGGUGCGGACCCGGGAACUCUACACCACCGCCAACACACCCCAGGGAGAGGCCCCUCUGCGCCUCCCGGACAGCUCCCCGACACCCAAGGUGACCGAGGUGCACCUACCAUCUGGUGGGCCCCGGCAAGGCGGGGUCACAGAGGAGGAGGAGGAAGAGAAGAGGGGGAAGGCGGAGGUCACCGUCGCGUCUGUCACCACGAGUGGUGACCCCGUGAGGAUCAAGAUCUUCGAAGGAGGGUACAAAUCAAACGAGGACUAUGUGUACGUCCGCGGGCGCGGCCGAGGGAAGUAUGUGUGUGAGGAGUGUGGCGUGCGCUGCAAGAAGCCCAGCAUGCUGAGGAAACACAUCCACAGCCACAGUGAUGCCCGGCCCUUUGUCUGCGACCACUGUAACUUUGCCUUUAAAACCAAAGGGAAUCUGACUAAGCACAUGAAGUCCAAGGCUCACGGCAAAAAGUGUCAGGAGCUGGGGGUGUUGGUGGAGCUGGAAGCUGAAGAAGGAGCCAGCGAGGACCCACUCCAGGAUGCUGAGGGGAGGCCAGGGCUCCAAGUUUCUGAUCUGGAGGACUCGGACGUGGAACCGGAUGCGGAGGAUGAGGAGGAGGAAGAGGAAGAGGGCGAGGAGGAGGAAGAAGAGGAGGAAGAGGAACCUUCUGCUCUGCUCCCAGAAUUACCCCACCCCUACCCUCCCUCAGGCUCCCCACCAAGGCCCACUCCACCCCACCAGGCCGUGCUCUCGCCUCAAGGAAGCAGCAGUGAAGCUGCGGCCCCUCACAGGCCCCCGGGCGCCCGCAGGCCGGGCCCGACGUCCGAGUCCCCGGCCUCGGCCCACUGCGGCUCCAGUCCCUGCCGCCCGGCACGGAGGACACCGGACCCGCCCACGCUCCCUCAAAGACCCGCCACCAAAAAUCACCCUCCACCCCGGUGCGAGGCCCAGCCCGGGGAGGCACCUGCUGGGUGCCCUUUGCCACGUCUCCAGACGCUUCCCCUGCCCCAAAGCCCCGCGAGCCCGGGGCCCCUGCCCCUGCAGGGAGGGCUCUGUCCCCAGCAGCCCCCAGGCCCUGGAGGAGCUGGCUUCCUCGACCCUGGAGCCACAGUCCCAGCCUCCGGCUGUGUCGAGCGAUGGUCUGCCCUGCCCUUGCCUACGCCCCUACCUCACUGGCACCUCGGUCGGACUCCGGGCACCGGCUGGCUCAGGCCGCUGCCACCGCUUCCACGGCCCGAACCCAGGAGCCCCACCCGGACCCCGGAACCCCCGACCUCUGUCACCCCCGACCCCAUGGCGGCCCUCCACGACCCCGCGGCGGCCCUCCACGACCUCCCGGCCGCCUGCCACGAUCCCCCGGCCGCCCUGCGCGGACCCCCGAGCGUCUAUAGCCACCUGCCCCCGCACUCGCGGCCGCCGCGCGCUCUGGUCGCCCGCGGGCUGCGGGGCCUCCUCCCGCCGGGCCCAGGGUCCUGGUCCGAGGCCGCCGCUGCCGCUGCGCCCUCCCCGCAGACGCUGAGGACCAGUGGGCGUGAGGAGGACGGACCCGGCCCCCGCCUCGCGCCCCCCGCCGCCCAGGCCCCCCCCGUCCCGGCCCCCGGGGUGGGCGGGGAAGGGCCCUGUGGCCCCCGCAGCCCUUACCCACCCGCGCCCCUCCCUGCGGCCCCGGCCCCAAGCGGGGCCGCCCCUCCCUGCGAAGCGGGGGACCCUGUGCGGGGCGCGGGGUACCGGGGCCCGGAGGAAACCCCCCGCGUGUCCGCGCCCGCCUCGUCGCCCCGCGGGGCUCCCACGCAGGCGGCCGCCGUUCCCGGUGCCUUGUUCGCGGGGAGAGGGUCGGGGGGUCGGGUCGCCAAGGAUGUGAAGGGCCAGGGGAGAGCGGGGAAAUACGAGAUCGGCAGCUGGACGCAGACAGGCGCGAGAUACAGAGAGAAGCGCCGCGGAGGCGGGGGUCACCCUCAGGGGGGAAGGCUUUCGGCCCGGGCCAAGGACGGUUCGGAGGCCAUCGAGGAGGUUCCGCCCGCCCCGCGGCGCCCUCUGCUGGCCGACCCCCUUUAUAACCGCAGCCUGUUUCUCCCGCCCGGUGCCCGCCGCCAGCAGCCAGCUGUCCAACUUUCGUCCCGACCCCCGGAGGGCACGCGAGCCCGGCGACCCCAGCUCCCAGUGAGGCUUGCUAGCCCCUGCCCCACACACCUGAUGCUCCUCACUCCCAGGUACCCUUAUUCCUUGGCUCUGACCCCUUCUUGA